Messenger RNA from Pochonia chlamydosporia 170, 1509 nucleotides. RefSeq names its product retinal dehydrogenase 2. The coding region runs from base 1 to 1509 and encodes 502 amino acids. Gene Ontology annotation, molecular function: oxidoreductase activity, acting on the aldehyde or oxo group of donors, NAD or NADP as acceptor. Lineage: Eukaryota; Fungi; Ascomycota; Sordariomycetes; Hypocreales; Clavicipitaceae. The transcript has 2 exons. The record is from RefSeq and is a predicted model, not a curated record.
AUGGCCCUUCAGGUCCAGCUCAAGGCCCCCAACGGCGUGGAAUUCACCCUUCCCACCGGUCUCUUUAUCAACAAUGAAUUCGUCAAGUCGACUUCAUCUCAGCGCAUCACCAGCAUCAGCCCAAGCACCGGCGAAGACAUCUGCUCAGUAGAAGCCGCCUCCGCGCAAGACAUUGACCGCGCCGUCUCCGCCGCCCGCGCAGCAUUCAACAACCCCUCAUGGCGAGACAUCACGGGCGGUGCUCGCGGCGCACUCAUGCACAAGCUCGCCGACCUGAUUGAGCAGCACCAGCGCGUGCUCGCCACCAUUGAGACCUGGGACAACGGCAAGCCCUACUCCGUCUCCUUCAACGAGGACCUCAACGAGGUGAUUGGCUGUCUGAGGUACUACGCCGGCUGGGCGGACAAGAUCCACGGGCAGACCAUCCCGACCACCACCGCCAAGUUUGCCUACACGCUCAAGCAGCCUGUUGGUGUUUGCGCCCAGAUCAUCCCCUGGAACUAUCCGCUUGCCAUGGCGGCGUGGAAGCUCGGUCCUGCGCUCGCCACGGGGAACUGUAUCGUCAUGAAGCCUGCUGAGCAGACGCCCCUGUCUAUACUGUACUUGGCGGACUUGGUUCGCCAGGCUGGCUUCCCUCCUGGUGUGCUGAACAUUGUGAAUGGGUUCGGGAGGGAUGCUGGCUCUGCGCUGGCUUCUCACCCGGGCAUCAACAAGAUUGCGUUUACUGGUUCCACCCUCACUGGCCGCGAGAUCAUGAAGACAGCUAGUAUUAGCAUGAAGAACAUUACGCUGGAGACGGGCGGCAAGUCGCCGCUGUUGGUGUUUGGCGACGCUGAUAUCGAACAGGCUGCCAAGUGGGCGUACGUCGGCAUCAUGAGCAACCAGGGACAAGUAUGCACAGCCACGUCCAGACUGCUGGUGCAGAAGUCCAUUGUCGACAAGUUCAUCAAGGCGUUUUUAGACGUCGUUAAAACUUCUGUGGUUAUUGGUGACCCCUUUGCAGAGGAGACCACCCAUGGACCUCAGGUCUCUCAGGCGCAGUACGACAAGAUCCUGUCGUAUAUUGAUAGCGCCAAGGGACAGGGCGCGAAGCUAGAAACGGGGGGUUUGUCUGCGCAAAAGACCGCCGGCAAGGGUAAGGGCUACUUUAUCGAGCCGACUGUCUUUUCCAAUGUCAGCAAGGACAUGAGCGUGUUUAAGGAGGAGGUCUUUGGGCCCUUGGUCACCAUCACCCCCUUUGAGGAGGAGGCCGAUGCUGUGGCUCUAGCUAACGACUCCAUCUACGGUCUGGCUGCUGCUGUUUUCAGUCAGAAUAUCGAGCGUGCGCACAGAGUAGCUGCUGCUCUGGAAGCCGGCAUGGUCUGGGUCAACUCGUCUAAUGACUCGGAGAUUCAGGUCCCCUUUGGUGGUGUCAAGCAGAGUGGUAUUGGCCGUGAGUUGGGCGAGGCUGGUCUUGCUGCUUACACUGAGACCAAGGCCAUUCACGUCAACUUGGGUUCAAAAUUGUAA